Blepharisma stoltei is the source of this 1443-nucleotide messenger RNA. Lineage: Eukaryota; Ciliophora; Heterotrichea; Heterotrichida; Blepharismidae. The record is from the annotation of a GenBank genome assembly.
AUGGCACGAAAAAGGCCUAAUCCAGCUGACUUUAGAUUUGAAAAGAAAGUAGGCGAAACCUUAACCCGAGAGCCAGGACAAAUUUUCCCCUAUGAUUUUUCAAUUGACACCCUUGAAGAUUGCACUGUUUAUCUUCUCGACACCAUUGCUCAAGUCACUGGUGACAAAUGCAAAAAUUGCCGCUUACACUUCGGUCCUACCGAAGGCCCAAUUUUUCUCCGUGACUGUUCGAACUGCAUAAUCACUGCAGUCUGUGGACAAUUUCGCCUUAAAAACUGCAGAGAUCUCAAAAUUUAUUUAUAUUGUUCCUCAGAUCCUUCAAUUGAAUAUUCAAGCAAUCUUGUAUUUGGUCCCUACAACUUUUCAUAUCCUUUACAAGAUCAGCAUUUACAAAAGGCUAAGCUUGAUCAAAACAACAACUUGUGGAGCCAGAUUUUCGAUUUCAAUAAAACUGAAGGCGAAAUCCAUUGGAAUAUCAUGCAGCCUGGCGAGUUUGAAGAAAUGGAAUGGGAAAAACCAGAACUGGGAGACAAAGUGAACCCUAUCAGAAGGAGUGUGAGGUAUGGAGGAGACUUGCAAGAAGAAAUUGUAGAAGGAAGCCAAGAAAAAGGAGUGGAAGGGCUUAUGUCAUUUGAUAUUAAAACAGGACAGAAGGAAGCUGAACAAGCGAUGCAGGGGCUGCUUUCUGGGGCGGGAAAUCAGGCUCAGCCAAGUCAGAAUGUAUUUGAAGAGGAAAACGACUUUUUUGGAAAUCAGCCACAGAGCGGGGAAUCUGGUGAUAUCUUUGGUGGAACUACUCAGCAGUAUAGUGGAGAUAUUUUUGCAGGCAGCUCAGCUCCACCUUACAGUGAUGCAUUUGAACCUCAAAGCAGUGGAGAUAUUUUUGGAGGUAGCUCAGAACCACAAUACAGUGAUGCAUUUGCAGCUCAGCCUUUCGGAGCUCAAAACUCAGAUCCUCAUUAAAAAUAUUUUAUAUAUUUUUUCAUUUUUUUAUUAAAAUUAUUUAAUUAAAAAGUUAUAAAUCCUCAAUACUUUGCAGGCCAAGAGUCCAAUCAAGAUGCUUUUGGCCAAGCUGGGACAGCACCUCAUGCUCCAACAGAAGAAGAUUUAGAAGAAAUCGAAAGGACAAGAGCCCGAGAUGCUGAAAAUCAAGAGUUUAUGAGAAAACUCUACCAAAAAGACGAAAAAGAAAGAGCAGUUAAGGAUGAGAAAAGAAGAAAAGCCAAAGAAGAGUUAAAACUUUGGUAUGACAACAGAGCCAAAAUGACAGAGCAGAAGAGAGCAAUGAAUAGAGAUGAGGAAACCUACAAGAAGCAGCAAAAGGCUGAAUUCAACGAUAAAACUAGCUGGAAAAAGGUCGCUUCUAUGAUUGAUUUUAAAGAGGAUCGCAAAGAUGUCACCAGGAUGAAAUCAGUUUUAUUAAGUAAAAAGAAUGAGAAUUAG